Lolium perenne is the source of this 2106-nucleotide messenger RNA. RefSeq names its product SUN domain-containing protein 4. Gene Ontology annotation, cellular component: cytoplasm; membrane. NCBI's taxonomy places the organism in Eukaryota, Viridiplantae, Streptophyta, Magnoliopsida, Poales, Poaceae. Gene Ontology annotation, biological process: protein folding in endoplasmic reticulum. The record is from RefSeq and is a predicted model, not a curated record.
GACGCUCCGGGUGUUGUUGGUGGUGGUACUGUAUGUGAGGCGCCGCGUGGUCAAAUGCAGAAGUCGCGGAGAGCGCUCGUGAAGAGGAAGGCGGCGGCGGCGCAGGAGCGCGUCGGCGCCGCCGCGGACGCCGGGAGGAAGAGGCGCCUCUACGGCUUCUCCGCGUCGCUCGUCGUCGCGUCCUGGGUCGCGCUCCUCCUCCUCAACUCCUUCAUCGGCCACGGCGACGGUCAACGAGAUGGAGGAGACCCCGUUGUUGCCCGUCCCGUUGCUGAUCCUUCCAUCAAUGAAGGCUAUGUUAGUUCUGGUUCUGUACACCAGAACCACGAGGAGAGUUUGACAGUGGCUGACGAUACAUGUGUUAAGCUUGAUGAAAGUGUCGCGCUUUCAGAAGAGACACUGCUGCCGGAAGAUGAGCUGUGUUCCAGUGAUGGUGCGCAGAGCGAUGACAAUGAAGCUGUAACCAAUGAUAAUCGAAUUGAGCCGUCAGAAGACCAGGGUGAGCAAGAAGCCCCAGCCAAGGAUGGUCAGAUUGAACCGUCAGAAUCUCAGGUGGAGGAAGAAGCUCCAACCAAGGACGACGAAAUUGAGCAGUCGAAAGUUCAGGACGACACUCCUCUGAUGAAAAACAUCGGUUCUGGCGCUCAUCCAGCGGAGAAGGUGGAUGCCGAAGACGUUCCGAAGCCAGCAAGAUUGGCACGAGUUGUUCCUCCUGGUCUUGACGAGUUCAAGACGAGAGCGAUCGCCGAGAGGGGGCAGGACGCCUCCAGUCAGACCGGCCACGUGAUCCACCGGAGGGAACCUAGCGGGCAGCUGUACAACUACGCUUCGGCCGCUAAAGGGGCCAAGGUUCUGGAUUUCAACAAGGAGGCCAAGGGCGCUUCCAACAUCCUGGACAAAGACAAGGACAAGUACCUCCGCAACCCUUGCUCCGCGGAGGGGAAAUUUGUCGUCCUAGAGCUUUCUGAGGAAACCUUGGUAGAUACCGUUGCGCUUGCGAAUUUUGAGCACUACUCUUCUAAUUUGAAAGAGUUUGAAAUGCUGAGCAGUCUUGUUUAUCCCACGGAAAACUGGGAGACACUUGGGAGGUUCACUGUCGCAAAUGCGAAGCAGGCUCAGAGUUUCACUUUUUCAGAGCCGAAGUGGGCUAGGUAUCUGAAGCUGAACUUGCUAAACCAUUAUGGCUCUGCAAGCUACUGUACACUGAGCAUGCUUGAAGUGUAUGGGAUGGAUGCUGUGGAAAAGAUGCUCGAGAAUUUGAUCCCUGUUGAGAACAGAAAUGUUGAGUCUGAUGAGAAAUCGAAGGAUCCUGUUGAGCAAACACCUGUGAAGGAGCCUAAUGGUGGAAAAGACUCCUCACAGGAACCCCUUGAUGAAGAUGAAUUUGAACUAGAAGAUGAUAGAACAAAUGGUGAUUCUUCGAAGAAUGGUGCUCAUGAUCAGGUUAUAGAGACAAGGACCCUUCAGGCUGGCAGGAUUCCUGGAGAUACGGUUCUUAAGGUGCUCAUGCAGAAAGUUCAGUCUCUUGAUGUGAGCUUUUCUGUCCUGGAACGGUACCUAGAGGAAGUCAACAGCAGAUACGGGCAAAUUUUUAAGGAUUUCGAUGCUGAUAUUGAUAGCAAAGACGCACUAUUGCAGAAAAUUAAAUUGGAGUUGAAGGAGCUUCAGAACAGUAAAAAUCACUUGGCCAAAGAAAUUGACGGCGUCCUCUCCUGGAAGUUAGUUGCUUCCUCACAGUUAGACCAGCUUGUCCUGGAUAAUGCCAUACUCAGGUCAGAGUUUGAUCGAUUUAGGGAUAAGCAAGUUGACAUGGAGAAUAGGAGUCUUGCUGUCAUAUUUCUUAGUUUUGUUUUUGGUUGCCUAGCCCUAGCUAAAUUGUCCAUAGGUAAGAUAUUCGAUAUCUGUAGAUUAUAUGAUUUUGAAAAGUUCCAUAGUAGGGUAAAAUCCGGAUGGCUUGUGUUGCUGCUGAGCAGUUUCAUUAUAGCCUCCAUUUUGGUAAUACAGUGAUGUAUGUAAUCACUCCAUGUGUAAUCGCGGCUGCAUAGUGUAAUUCCAUGAGGUAUCUAAUUCAAAUCAGAGAUCACAUCUCUGAGAUCUUAGAAAGAA